This is a messenger RNA of Papilio machaon (common yellow swallowtail), 1573 nucleotides long. RefSeq names its product G-protein coupled receptor dmsr-1 (gene NGR-A13). Gene Ontology annotation, molecular function: G protein-coupled peptide receptor activity. The record is from RefSeq and is a predicted model, not a curated record. Gene Ontology annotation, biological process: G protein-coupled receptor signaling pathway. Gene Ontology annotation, cellular component: membrane. The transcript has 6 exons. The coding region runs from base 282 to 1412 and encodes 376 amino acids. NCBI's taxonomy places the organism in Eukaryota, Metazoa, Arthropoda, Insecta, Lepidoptera, Papilionidae.
UGCAGACUCGACCGGCAGCGUUACUACACGCUUCCGUCCGACAAAAAGAACAAUCGCAGUUUUUUAAUAUUAAUUUAUUUUAUGAAAGUGACGUAUUUAAAAAAAAGUGUCAAUUAAAUUUAAAAGAAGUAACGAAGAGUAACUUGAAUAUGUAUGAAGUUCACAAAUAACUGGUACCAGAAAUGACGUACAACGAAUCAAUGUUUAACGUUAGAAACUGAAAAUGUAUAUAACAUUCACACCCUGUCCAUGACGAGAUAUGAGAUUUGUCGCGCGCCAAUAUGGCUAACGCGACCGACGCUUUCUGUGUGCCCGGUGCUACGGAAUUCAAUAAAGCUUACAGCCGAUUGCACGGAUAUAUCGCAAUUGUGAUAUGUAUCAUUGGAUCAGCCACGAACUCCAUCAACAUCGCAGUGCUGAGUCGCAGGGAAAUGAUAAGCUCCACAAAUUCCAUACUGACAGGUCUUGCGGUCGCCGACCUCCUUGUGAUGCUCGAGUACAUACCAUACGCUCUCCAUAUGAAUAUUAAAAUAGGCCCCGAAGUUAAUAAGAACACAUACGCUUGGACUGUCUUCGUUUACUUCCAUUCGAUAUUUAGUCAAACAUUUCAUACUAUAUCGAUCUGGUUGGCCGUGACGCUUGCAGUAUGGCGGUACAUUGCAAUCGCAUUUCCUCAGAAGAACAGGACGUGGUGCAGCAAACAAAACACCACAAUCGCUAUCGUUAGCGCUUACGUCAUAUGUCCCUUCCUUUGUCUUCCAAUUUAUUUUGCAAUGAAUAUAUCGCAGAAUGAAGUGACCCCUCAGAACAACUCCCAGUUUGCCGAAGACUUAUCAUUGCCACAUAAUAGAACAGUGUACGUGUUAGAAAUGUCAAAGAACAAGGAAUUAGUUACCGCAAUAAUGUGGAUAUAUAGUGUUAUAUUAAAACUAGUCCCGAGCAUAGCUUUAUCUAUAUUAAGUACGUGCUUAAUCUCUAAAUUAACUACCACAGAGAGAAGAAGACAGAAGCUUCUUAAGAGAUCUAUAGUUGGACCAAAUGAUAGUGAGAAGCAGUGCUUGGCAGAGGAUCCAAGCGCAGCGCGGCGCUCGAGUCGUACAGACCGCACGACGCGUAUGUUGCUGGCUGUGCUGGGCCUCUUCCUGUCCACUGAGGUCCCACAGGGUCUCCUAGGCCUCGCCAGCGCCCUUGCACCAGACUUCUUCAAAAGCUGCUAUAGUAUGUUUGGUGAUCUAAUGGACGUGCUGGCGCUGUUCACGUCGUCCGUAAAUUUCGUGUUGUACUGCAGCAUGAGUCGCCAAUUCCGAUGUACGUUCGCUCGCCUAGCGCGUCGCAUGCUGUCCGCGCCUGAGGAACCCCCUAAAUCAUCAAACAAACACGAGCCUACCACACAGGUCACAGGGCCACUUUAGCGACAGAUGCCCGCCCUUAUUAGGGUGGUGGAGGAGAGCGUUAUUUAGUGUCAAGAUUUACAAUCAACGAAAACAAGAAUAUCUUAAAAUUUUGGUUAGGUAGUUAUCAAACGAAAAUGUACAUACUGUAUAUAUAUACCUUGACACUGUAAAUAACUACA